GUGAGAAGCCUUACGUGUGCACGGUGCAAGGCUGCGGUAAGCGGUUCACAGAGUACUCCAGUCUGUACAAACACCACGUAGUCCACACCCACUCCAAGCCCUACAUCUGUAACCACUGUGGGAAGAACUACCGCCAGACCUCCACCCUAGCCAUGCACAAACGCACCGCUCACGGGGACAACGAGGCCAUGGAGGAGGGGGAGGAGCCGGCACAGUUUUACGCAGCUCCAGCUGCUGAAGCUGAUGGUGAGCCUGACCCCAAACGACCCAGGAUCCAGUACCAGCUGACCCUCACAGCUGAUCAGGCACAGCAGAGUGGCUUACCAGAAGGUUUGGCAGUAGUGACAUCAGCAGAUGGCACCAUGUCCACCCAGGAGGGGCAGACUGUCACCAUGGUGACACAAGAUGGACAGCAGAUCACCAUGGUAACAACAUCAGAAGGCAUGGCCGUGGCUGCAGACCCCUCUACACUGGCGGCUAUGCAGGUGGAAGGUGUGACCACCACAACAGGAGAUGCUGCCCCUGUUACCAUGGUAACACAGGAUGGACAGCAGAUUGCCAUGGUUACGGCCAGCGAGGCAGCUUCUAUCACUGCAGAGCCCGGGUCAGCCCUGGCAGCCAUGCAGGCUGCUGCUGAAGAAGCUGCAGCCAAUGCUGCGGCAGCUUCGUCCAGCCAGUCCAGCAGCGAGGCCAUCAGCAGCAGUGCGGACAUCACGCAGCAGCCGGACUCUCAGGAGGCUGACCAGGGCCUGGCACAGAUGGACGACGGGGCCAGGAUAGCUGUGGAGAGUGCACAGGCAACUCUGCUGCAGCUAGCUGAGCAGCAAAACUUAACCAUCAGCGUGACAGGGGUACAGCCAGAUGAUGGAACGACUAAUGCAGAGGCAGAACCCUCUUCAGCCUCAGGGGGUGAUGAUCAGAUGCCAGAACAGCCUGACAGCACAGCAUACCCAGAUGACUCUAUAGUCGGCUAGCAUGAAACUGACGAAGUUUGCAUGGAAAAAUUUUGUAGAAAUGUUUUGAUGUAUGAUGUUAAUAUUUUCUCAGUACAAACCCUCAUUGUUUUUAUACAUGUACCUUCUUUUGUUACUGUUUUGGGUCUUUCAAUCUUUCUCUGGAACUAUAUUGAGCUGCAUUGGGUUUGAUUCUGGCUUGUAGAGAGUAGAAGAAACAGGAUAAUGUAAAUGUAUUCUGGUAAACAGUUCAUUUUGGAAUGUAGCACUGAACCCGGCCAUUUGUAGUCAGUUGAAAUACAGCAUUUUUGAUUUAAAGGUGGAAGACUUACAAUGUAGAUGUCACGACCCUAAUUUAUUAAUGGAAAAAGACUAAAAGAAGGAGACUUCAGGUUCCCACAAUAAAAGCACAUGUACUUCAGGUAGCCAUCUUCAACUUACAGAGAGGUUUCAUCAAAUUUGUCGAAAAAUGUAUGCACACCUGUGCCGUCUCUGUAUGGCAAGUCAAUUUUUUUGCAAGGAUAGCCACUCUAGAACUACACAUGUACAAUAUGUAAACUGAAAUGUAGGAGACAAAUCAAAUAGCUUGUGAAUGUAUUUGGACAUAGGGAGGGAAAUGAUAGGAUGAACUUUGACCCAUAGUAUAUUUGGAGACCUAGUAUGUGUAGAAGUUUGAAAUGAAAAUGAAAUGCUGCAUUCUUGAUGACAAUUUGUGUAAAUAGACAGCUGUUGUGAUCUUUGCUCUGAUGUAACGUGUUUUCAAAGUUCAUUUUUUUUACAAAUAUUGAGCACAAUCUGUAUGUAUUGUAUUUACUUAUGUACUGAGUCCAUACCUGGUGUUGUUUACCUGUAAAGUUGUCUAUUUACUUAAUUUAUUUGUUACCUCUAUUCACUAUUUCUAAUAUAACAUGUUUGAGCAACAAUCAUUGCCAUUCUGUUGUUUUUCUUUGCUAGUUGGGUAAAUUUUAUUUUACAUGUAUUUGUUUGGCUGUGAAUGGCAUUAUGUCUUACAGCCAGCACUGCCGAACUACGUAGCCAGUGGCUAUUACAAAGGGCUGUUUUUGUCUUCUAGGUAUCAAUUAAGUCUGUUACAAUUCACACUGCUAGGGCAUCAUACAUGUUUAUAAGAACAUCUCAAAGUGAUCUACAGAAGCUGUAAUAAUUAACUUCCAAGCAAUGGAAGAAUACGUAAGAAUAAAAUAGGAACUAGCUCGG
Molecule: messenger RNA, 2168 nt
Organism: Branchiostoma floridae (Florida lancelet)
Lineage: Eukaryota; Metazoa; Chordata; Leptocardii; Amphioxiformes; Branchiostomatidae
Product: zinc finger protein 143-like
Biological process (GO): regulation of transcription by RNA polymerase II
Cellular component (GO): PcG protein complex; transcription regulator complex
Molecular function (GO): DNA-binding transcription factor activity, RNA polymerase II-specific; RNA polymerase II cis-regulatory region sequence-specific DNA binding
Source: RefSeq, a predicted model, not a curated record